CGGAAGUGCUUCCGGGGCGCGCUCUGCCGCCGCUUCCGGUGGGGGAAAGGGUUGGGAGGGGUAGCGCCGCCGCCGCCGCCAUGGGGAAGUCGGAUUUCCUCAGCCCCAAGGCCAUCGCCAACCGCAUCAAGUCCAAGGGGCUGCAGAAGCUGCGCUGGUACUGCCAGAUGUGCCAGAAGCAGUGCCGCGACGAGAAUGGCUUCAAAUGUCAUUGCAUGUCUGAGUCCCACCAGAGGCAAUUGCUGCUGGCUUCUGAAAAUCCUCAGCAAUUCAUGGAUUACUUCUCUGAGGAAUUCCGAAAUGAUUUCCUAGAACUGCUCAGGAGGCGUUUUGGAACGAAGAGAGUGCACAAUAAUAUUGUAUACAAUGAAUAUAUCAGUCAUCGAGAGCACGUCCACAUGAAUGCUACGCAGUGGGAGACACUGACUGAUUUUACUAAAUGGUUGGGUAGAGAAGGUCUUUGCAAGGUUGAUGAGACUCCAAAAGGCUGGUAUAUCCAAUAUAUUGAUAGGGACCCAGAGACUAUCCGUAGGCAGCAAGAACAAGAGAGGAAGAAGAAACAGGACCUUGAUGAUGAAGAAAAAACUGCUAAAUUCAUUGAAAAACAAGUUAGAAGAGGUUUGGAGGGCAAGGAACUGGAAAAGCCAGUCUAUACUGAGCUGAACAGGGAAAAUGAAGAAGAAAAAGUUGCAUUUAAUUUAAACAAAGGAGCAAGUACUUCAAUAGCAGCAUCUUCUAAAACAAGCAGUGUCCUUGGACCAAAUGCACUGAAGAUGGUGGAAGGGGCAGUUAAAAGAAAAGAAUCUUCUCAUAGCUCUGGUCAGUCCAAAGAGAAAAAGAAGAAAUCCGCACUGGAUGAGAUUAUGGAGCUUGAAGAAGAGAAGAAAAGAACAGCUCGAACAGACUACUGGUUGCAGCCUGAAAUCAUUGUCAAAAUUGUAACAAAAAAACUUGGAGACAAGUAUCACAAGAAGAAGGCAGUUGUUAAGGAAGUAAUUGACAAAUAUACGGCAGUUGUGAAGAUGAUUGAUUCUGGAGACAAACUGAAGCUUGAUCAGACGCAUCUGGAGACUGUAAUACCAGCACCAGGCAAGAAAAUUUUGGUAUUAAAUGGUGGAUACAGAGGAAAUGAAGGCAUCUUGGAAUCUAUCAAUGAGAAGAGCUUUUCAGCAACUAUAACUAUUGACUCUGGACCUUUAAAAGGACGCCGAGUUGAAGGUAUCCAGUAUGAAGACAUUUCCAAACUCGCCUGAGGCACUAAAUAUGGAUCAGAAAUGAUUUUGGUUCUCCCAAAACAACUUUCUGGCAUCUUGCAGGCAGACACAAGACUCUACCAUGUCAGGGUUUUAACUGUGUGUGUAUAUGUAUUUAUAAUGUAUAUAGAAAUUAAUCACAAACAAACUGGGUUUAUUUAAAUAUCACUAUAAAUUUGUUACAUAAAAUGUUUGUGGAAAUCUUAUCAGUGGAAAUAUUUCAUCUGGUUCUGUAUCAAAGUUAUGUUAUAAUAUUUGAUUCAAUUUCCUUUUGUAAAAUGUAGCAGAUAGCUGCAAGCUGGAGUAUUUUAUUUAGUAACUAUGUUAGAAGUUCUGUGAAACAGAGAAUGACCUACAAACAGCUGCUUGAGGCAGGCAGUGUGUGUUGGAGCCAGUGGAGUUUAAGCAACACAUUUUUCAGUCUACAGCCAAAAUUGAGUUUUGGCUGUAGGAACAAGGGGAGGGAUUAAGAGAAUAGCAGGAAGGUAGCAGCGCUGCAGGGGAUUUUUUUCUUGGAUUUCAUAAGAAUGGUCUGGUUUAUUAAGUGCUGUCACCAACUUUAUUUUUAGUUAGCACAUCAGCUGUAGCAGAAUCCAUUUAAUCAGUCUUCUCUGUCAGCCUCUGAUCUUGUGGUCAGGCUUCCUGAUAAUACCAGUAUGCAACUUGCCUGCAUAUGGCCUCCAAAUUGGGGGGCUUCUUAGAUGCCAACCUAACUGUGUGCAGAUAUGAAAUUGGUGAUUGCUGUUUUGGCUUUCCAGAGCUUUUUCCUUUGUUCAUAUUUCUGUUGUUUCCCUGCUCUGCUACGAUGCUAAAUGAGUAAAAUUACUUUUUUACUUACUGAGAAAUGUGACAUUUUAUACAAUAUUUUAUUUUUAAGGCAGUUCAGGAAUAAACAUAAACCUCUCUCAGGUCAA
Messenger RNA from Dromaius novaehollandiae (emu), 2167 nucleotides. It is a transcript of the gene KIN, whose product is annotated as Kin17 DNA and RNA binding protein. Gene Ontology annotation, cellular component: nucleus. Bases 81 to 1253 code for a protein of 390 amino acids. Gene Ontology annotation, biological process: DNA replication; DNA damage response. Gene Ontology annotation, molecular function: double-stranded DNA binding. The transcript has 13 exons. The record is from RefSeq and is a predicted model, not a curated record. NCBI's taxonomy places the organism in Eukaryota, Metazoa, Chordata, Aves, Casuariiformes, Dromaiidae.